AUGACACCCAAAGAAAAAGUUACUCUUAAAGAAUAGAUUGAAUUUCUUUAACAAUAAACUGGUCUUUUCAAAUAAUCUAUGGAAUUAGAAUAAGAAUUAUAAGGAGAUAAUAUGAUUGUUAAUUUGAAUGCAAUUGAAAAUAAUUUGGAAUCCCUUAAGGUUACUAUUUUUAAUCGAGAAUAAAAUGUUUGGCAAUACUGGGAUCAAAAGCAGAAAAGUGUGUCACAUUAAAAUGUGAAUUGCCAUAAUCUGAUAAUUUGAAACGCUUUUAAAUAUUAGAGAAAUAAGUUUAUUUAUUGGAAACCAUUUUUGGAUAAAAGACCGAUCAAAAUAAUUCAACAAUAAUGCAAGACUUGAAUUAAAUUUAGUAAAUUAUCAACUAAAUGUCAAAGGAUAAACUAAAGAUAUCAAAAUAGGAUUCACUUAAACUCUACAAUAUAUUCAUAAAAUCAUAGAAAUCUUUAGGUAAGUAAAAUUAUUGGUUUGAAUUGCUGAUUUGA
This is a messenger RNA of Paramecium primaurelia, 500 nucleotides long. NCBI's taxonomy places the organism in Eukaryota, Ciliophora, Oligohymenophorea, Peniculida, Parameciidae. The record is from the annotation of a GenBank genome assembly.